UUAGCUGUUCGUCCCCGUGUCCCGUUCCUCCUACCUCACCCACACCGCACGCGGACAAAACCGCUCUCCUCACGACCUCACCUCGUUCCCCUCCCCCCCUCGCUCGCGCACACCAGUCCAGUACACUGCUCUGCACGCCACGGAGCACAGCAGCGGCUGCCUAAUCUCUCCAGCCUUUUCAUCAUCCCACCGCUGCUGCUGCUGCCGCUGCCGCUGCCGCAUCUUCCUCCCCUCCGUCUCCGCUAGUCGGUGCCUAACCCGCGGGUUCCACCCCAUUCGCCGCCGCGUCGCCACGAGCCCGUCCCAGAUCGCCGACUCGCUUCCCGCGGGCGCGGCGCGGCGCAGGGCUGCAAAUUUAUUUGCCCACUCCGGGAAUGGCCACAUCUUUAGUUCAUCACUGAUCAAAAAGAUGCCCGUCGAAUGCUUCAUUAAUGAAAUCUGGAAUAAUCUUUGGUGAUUUUAUAUGCUUCACCAGCUGAUGAUCAAUGGGCUCUUUUCUGAGAAAACAGCCCUGGUACCUCUUUAUUUUAAUAAUUGUGCACCUGGGUGCUCGUGAAGCCAAAACACUGAGUUCAGAUGGUGAAGCACUUCUUGCCUUCAAGAAGGCAGUUACAAAUUCAGAUGGGGUCUUUCUAAAUUGGCGUGAACAAGAUGCAGAUCCCUGCAAUUGGAAGGGUGUUAGAUGUGAUAGUCAUCGCAAUCGAGUGAUUUAUCUGAUUCUUGCAUAUCACAAGUUAGUUGGGCCCAUACCACCAGAAAUUGGAAGGUUAAAUCAGUUGCAAACUUUAUCACUACAGGGGAACAGUUUGUACGGUUCACUCCCUCCUGAACUUGGAAAUUGUACCAAGUUGCAACAAUUGUAUCUACAAGGAAAUUAUUUAAGUGGAUACAUCCCUUCAGAAUUUGGCGAUCUGGUCGAACUUGAAGCCUUGGACUUAUCUAGUAAUACAUUGAGUGGAUCCAUCCCACGUUCUCUCGAUAAGCUGUCCAAACUUACAUCAUUCAAUGUGUCCAUGAACUUCCUGACAGGAGCAAUACCAUCUGCUGGUUCACUUGUCAAUUUCAAUGAGACAUCCUUCAUUGGGAACCUUGGUUUAUGCGGGAAGCAGAUUAACGCGGUGUGCAAAGAUGCACCUCAAUCAUCAUCAAGUGGCCCUCAGUCUCCUUCCCCAGAUGAAAUGUUUAAUAGAAGGAAUGGAAAGAAUUCUACCAGGCUUGUUAUAAGUGCAGUAGCCACAGUGGGAGCUCUCUUAUUGGUGGCUUUAAUGUGUUUCUGGGGUUGCUUUCUUUACAAAAUUUUUGGAAAGAAAGAUAUUCGUGGCUUCAGGGUGGAACUAUGCGGAGGCUCGUCCAUUGUGAUGUUCCAUGGGGACCUCCCGUACUCCUCAAAAGAUAUCCUCAAGAAAUUAGAGACUAUGGAUGAGGAAAAUAUCAUCGGAUCAGGGGGCUUUGGAACUGUUUACAAACUUGCAAUGGAUGAUGGCAACGUCUUUGCAUUGAAAAGAAUAGUGAAAACUAAUGAUGGUCUUGAUCGGUUCUUUGAUAGUGAACUUGAGAUAUUGGGAAGUGUGAAGCAUCGUUAUUUGGUCAAUCUUCGUGGCUACUGCAACUCUCCUUCAUCAAAACUGUUGAUAUAUGACUAUCUACCAGGUGGUAACCUGGAUGAAGUGUUACAUGAAAAAUCGGAACAAUUGGAUUGGGAUGCACGUAUUAACGUAAUACUGGGAGCUGCAAAAGGCUUGGCUUACUUGCAUCACGAUUGUUCACCUCGAAUAAUACAUCGUGAUAUUAAAUCGAGCAACAUCUUACUUGAUGGCAAUCUUGAGGCCCGUGUAUCAGACUUUGGACUUGCAAAACUAUUAGAGGAUGAAGAGUCACAUAUUACUACAAUUGUUGCAGGAACAUUUGGUUAUCUUGCACCAGAGUAUAUGCAAAGUGGCAGAGCCACCGAAAAGACUGAUGUCUAUAGUUUUGGGGUUUUGGUACUUGAAAUACUGAGCGGAAAGCGACCUACUGAUGCAUCAUUCAUUGAGAAGGGAUUGAACAUUGUUGGAUGGUUAAAUUUCCUGGCUGGUGAGCACAGGGAGCAGGAAAUUGUCGAUCCGAAUUGUGAAGGCGUGCAGACUGAGACCUUAGAUGCUCUGCUUUCUCUUGCCAAACAGUGCAUAAGCUCUUUGCCGGAGGAGCGGCCAACAAUGCAUAGGGUGGUACAGAUGCUGGAGUCGGAUGUAAUUACACCAUGCCCUAGCGAUUUCUACGAUUCAGAGUGAGCUACCGCUUCUUCUCCUGGGGACCUGGACACACCACACCGCCGCUAAAGUUCCCCGUGGAGGCGCAUUCCUUUAUUCUUUGCAGCAGAUUGUGUAAAUCCAUUGCCGCGGUGUUCGGCUCCAAUCGGCUAGUUCAACGGGGUGACAUUUUUUUGCGUCCGUAUACCUAUGUAUGUAUCCGCACUACGCUACAAGUUAAUUAAUAAGAGAACUUACCAGGA
This is a messenger RNA of Phragmites australis (common reed), 2491 nucleotides long. RefSeq names its product LRR receptor-like serine/threonine-protein kinase FEI 1. Gene Ontology annotation, molecular function: protein binding; ATP binding; protein kinase activity. The transcript is spliced from 14 exons. Bases 486 to 2270 code for a protein of 594 amino acids. The record is from RefSeq and is a predicted model, not a curated record. Lineage: Eukaryota; Viridiplantae; Streptophyta; Magnoliopsida; Poales; Poaceae. Gene Ontology annotation, biological process: protein phosphorylation.